AGUUUCAUUUCAAGAAUUCGAAUCAAACUUCCAUUUACAAAUCUGGGAAAACCCCAUUUUUUUCGCUUAACCCCUUCGCUGAUUAUCUAAGAAGAAAUCAGAAUGGCGUCUGAAGCAGAGAAAGACCCAGCAUCAGUCUUUGACUUCACUGUUAAGGAUGCUAACGGAAACAAUGUGGAUCUUAGCAUGUAUAAAGGAAAAAUCCUACUGAUUGUCAAUGUUGCUUCUAAAUGUGGGAUGACCAACUCAAAUUACACCGAGCUAAAUCAACUAUAUGAAAAGUACAAAGAUCAAGGGCUGGAGAUCCUGGCAUUUCCGUGCAAUCAGUUUGGUGAAGAAGAACCAGGAAGCAAUGAACAGAUUGUAGACUUUGUCUGCAGCCGAUUUAAGUCCGAAUUUCCCGUCUUCGGUAAGAUUGAAGUGAAUGGGGAUAAUGCUGCUCCACUUUACAAGUUCUUGAAGCUGGGAAAGUGGGGAAUUUUUGGAGACGAAAUUCAAUGGAACUUUGCUAAGUUCUUGGUCGAUAAGAAUGGGCAGGCUGUUGAUCGUUAUUAUCCCACCACGUCAUCUCUCACCAUUGAGAGAGAUGUGAGGAAGCUUUUGGCGCUGUCUUGAAUGCUAUGAUAUUAAGGAAUCAGGGACGGUGUUGAAACCGUGGAACAGCUGAUUCUAUCCCCUUUCUCCCAUUUGCUUUUCUUUCAAGAAAUCGCGGAUAGACAGUGUAGAUUUAAAUUCCGGACUGGAAAAUUUAGUUCCGUGACUGGCCAAGAAAGCCAUUGUAAGUUUGCAGCAGUAAGAUUUUUAAGUUUGAGAUUUUGCUUCAAGCUAAUAUUAAGCCCGCUUUUAGUUUUGUUAAUAA
Messenger RNA from Olea europaea var. sylvestris, 859 nucleotides. Its product is annotated as probable glutathione peroxidase 8. Bases 103 to 615 code for a protein of 170 amino acids. The transcript has 6 exons. Lineage: Eukaryota; Viridiplantae; Streptophyta; Magnoliopsida; Lamiales; Oleaceae. Gene Ontology annotation, molecular function: glutathione peroxidase activity. Gene Ontology annotation, biological process: response to oxidative stress. The record is from RefSeq and is a predicted model, not a curated record.